Messenger RNA from Callorhinchus milii (elephant shark), 1027 nucleotides. RefSeq names its product chromosome unknown C15orf61 homolog (gene cunh15orf61). The coding region runs from base 173 to 637 and encodes 154 amino acids. The transcript is spliced from 3 exons. The record is from RefSeq and is a predicted model, not a curated record. NCBI's taxonomy places the organism in Eukaryota, Metazoa, Chordata, Chondrichthyes, Chimaeriformes, Callorhinchidae.
UUGACCCCCAGUGUCACUGGGGCUGAGGAGGGGGGUUGACCCUCAGUGUCACUGGGCUGGGGAGGGGGGGAUCAGCCUCUGCAGCACAGAAAGCGGCCACUCAGCCCAGUCCUGUGUGAACUGACUCUCCAGAGAAUUGUGGGCUCGGAGUGACCUGGUUGUGUCUCCAGCGAUGGCGGUGCUGAUGGAGAGGAUUCACCGCUCACUGCUGAACCUAAUCCUCCGCCCGUUCGGCCGGCGCGUGGCCAAACCCAAAGCCUCCGAGGUGCUGAGCCGCCACCUGCAGCAGCGGAGCCGGCCCUGCUGGACCUCCUACUUUGUGAAGUACAGCGCCGUGGAGAACGACCAGUUUGGACUCUCGCAUUUCAACUGGGACGUGGGAGGCACGAAUUACCACAUCCUCAGGACGGGCUGCUUCCCCUUCAUCAAGUACCACUGCUCGCGAGCCCCCCGCCAGGACCUGCGCCUGGAGAACCGUUUCUUCACAGCCCUGAAGGUCGUUAACCUCGGUAUCCCCUGCUUGGCCUAUGGGAUCGGCGCCUGGUGUCUGAUCCAAGUGACUGAGGUUGUCCACACGUCGUCCGGCCCCAUAAACAUCUACUUCCUCUACCAGGAGGACGAAGGAGCGGUCCACUGAAGUACCAAUCAGACAUGGGUUUGUGUCCACCUUGCACAAGCUCACAGAGCCUCGUUGAGAUAGAAAGGGAUCAAUUGUGCAACAUUUCUUAACAGAUUUCCUAGUUAAGAAAACAGAUGGGAGUUGGCGCCAAUGCUCCUGGAAGCCCGCGACACAGACUGCUGGUUACUCAGUUAAGAAAUCUGUUAGCAAAUACUGCAAAAUUGACCCGGUUAAACAUUUUGUAAAGAACAAACGGUAUGGAUUUAGCUGUAAGCCGUGCAGCUGAAAUAUUCUGUGUCACGUUUCAUGUUGUGGGCUUUUCAUGGCAGGUUAGUGGUGCUCGUUGAUUGUGCCGGGUCUGUGAAAAACAGGUGAUAAAUAUUAAAAUAUUUUAUGGUUCUGAUCUAA